CUCGCGGCGCCGCCGGGACCCGCAGCGGCCGCGCCAAGGGCACCGGGAACGGGCGGGCCGGGACAGACCACGCGCCGCGCAGGGCGGGGGAGGAGCGGCCUCCCCCCGGCGGGCUCGCGGUGGUGCCGCCCGCCACCCUUCCGGCUGCUGCCCCUCCUCCCCGUCUCCCGCAAGAUGGCAGCGAGCGCGGCGCGGGCUGGGGGUGGUUGAGGGUGGCAGAUUAGUUCUUUUGGAGAGUAAACACUUGGAGAGGAAAAUGACAUCGAUUAUCAAGUUGACUACGCUCUCGGGGGUGCAGGAGGAAUCUGCCCUUUGCUAUCUGUUGCAAGUAGAUGAGUUUCGUUUUCUUUUGGACUGUGGCUGGGAUGAAAACUUUUCUAUGGAUAUUAUUGAUUCUCUGAGGAAGCAUGUUCACCAGGUUGAUGCUGUUCUGCUUUCCCACCCUGACCCUCUACACCUUGGUGCACUUCCAUAUGCAGUUGGAAAAAUGGGGUUGAAUUGUGCCAUUUAUGCAACUAUUCCUGUAUAUAAAAUGGGACAGAUGUUUAUGUAUGAUCUCUACCAGUCCCGCCAUAACACUGAAGAUUUCACACUCUUUACAUUGGAUGAUGUAGAUGCAGCCUUUGAUAAGAUACAACAGCUGAAAUUUUCUCAGAUUGUGAACUUAAAAGGCAAAGGACAUGGUUUGUCAAUCACACCAUUGCCAGCUGGUCACAUGAUAGGAGGCACAAUUUGGAAGAUUGUCAAGGAUGGGGAGGAAGAAAUUGUUUAUGCUGUUGAUUUCAACCACAAGAGGGAGAUCCAUCUGAAUGGAUGUUCCUUGGAAAUGUUAAGCAGGCCUUCAUUGCUUAUUACAGAUUCAUUUAAUGCUACUUAUGUACAACCCAGGAGGAAGCAAAGGGAUGAACAGCUGCUGACUAAUGUUUUGGAGACAUUACGAGGUGAUGGAAAUGUAUUAAUAGCCGUGGAUACUGCAGGCAGAGUUCUGGAACUUGCUCAGCUUCUUGAUCAGAUCUGGAGAACAAAAGAUGCAGGAUUAGGAGUCUACUCUCUCGCACUUUUGAAUAAUGUCAGCUACAAUGUAGUGGAGUUCUCUAAAUCACAGGUUGAAUGGAUGAGUGACAAGUUGAUGAGGUGCUUUGAGGACAAGAGAAACAACCCUUUUCAGUUCCGCCAUCUCUCCUUAUGUCACAGUCUUUCUGAUCUGGCUCGAGUGCCUAGUCCAAAGGUUGUUCUUGCCAGUCAGCCUGACUUGGAAUGUGGGUUUUCUAGAGACCUUUUCAUUCAAUGGUGCCAGGAUUCCAAAAACUCUGUAAUUUUAACUUACCGCACUACACCUGGAACAUUAGCACGAUUCCUGAUUGAUAAUCCUUCUGAAAAAGUUAUAGAUAUUGAGUUGAGAAAACGUGUCAAAUUGGAAGGAAAAGAACUUGAAGAGUACCUAGAAAAGGAGAAACUAAAGAAAGAGGCAGCUAAGAAGUUAGAGCAGUCUAAAGAGGCAGAUAUUGAUUCCAGUGAUGAGAGUGAUGCUGAAGAGGAUAUUGAUCAGCCGACUUUGCAUAAGACUAAACAUGAUUUGAUGAUGAAAGGUGAAGGUAGCCGGAAAGGAAGCUUCUUCAAACAGGCGAAAAAAUCUUAUCCAAUGUUUCCAGCUCCUGAAGAAAGAAUUAAAUGGGAUGAAUAUGGUGAAAUUAUCAAGUAUGUGGUGGUAAUGUAUACUAAAACAGUAGCAAUGAAAUAAUCAAAAACUAAAAGG
Messenger RNA from Oenanthe melanoleuca, 1756 nucleotides. Its product is annotated as cleavage and polyadenylation specificity factor subunit 2. Gene Ontology annotation, biological process: mRNA 3'-end processing by stem-loop binding and cleavage. The coding region runs from base 257 to 1741 and encodes 494 amino acids. Gene Ontology annotation, molecular function: RNA binding. The record is from RefSeq and is a predicted model, not a curated record. NCBI's taxonomy places the organism in Eukaryota, Metazoa, Chordata, Aves, Passeriformes, Muscicapidae. Gene Ontology annotation, cellular component: mRNA cleavage and polyadenylation specificity factor complex. The transcript is spliced from 10 exons.